Laetiporus sulphureus 93-53 is the source of this 1732-nucleotide messenger RNA. RefSeq lists its product as uncharacterized. The transcript is spliced from 6 exons. The coding region runs from base 64 to 1245 and encodes 393 amino acids. The record is from RefSeq and is a predicted model, not a curated record. NCBI's taxonomy places the organism in Eukaryota, Fungi, Basidiomycota, Agaricomycetes, Polyporales, Laetiporaceae.
GGCGUGCACCACUGAUCGAGAAGCAAUGGUGCGCGGCGUCCAUGCCCCUUCGAAGUAGCCCCCAUGCCGAUUCACGUCGAAUCCCUGGGCCAUCGCCCAACCAUGCGCCGCAAAUCCUCUGCCCAGAAUCUCCUCUCUUCCUUCAAGUCCGCCAACUCCUCACCCCAAGUUCCUCCCUCCGCCGGGCCAGGUCUCUCCUUCUCCCAGCUCCCACCUGGCGCCGCCGCUCCCAUGGUCUCCGCGGGCCUUCCGCGCGAAUGGGACGUUCAGUCGCUCUCGCAACAGUCCGAGUCUCUCACGUCGUCCAAUGGCGCCGUCGGCCAGGGCACCUCGGUCGAGAUGCUGCGUGAGCUCGUCAAGAAGCGCAUCAUCACACUCACGUAUCUGCGUAACGUCUACGAGGGGCGGAGCCAUUGGUUCCAUACCAUCGCAAUCACCAGAAGUGAGCUCGAGCGGGUGUUUCCCAAUACUGCCAUGAAGAACCGGACAUUCCGGUUCGCGAUGCUCGGCAUGGCGCUCGCGCAUCUUUUCGACGUGAAGGAUCCGCAUGAUCUACUCCGCGGCUUCUCUAACGUCCUCAAUGAGUAUGACACCAUCAAAGACGUAUCGAAGGACAAGGAGGACACAGAUCGACCACGAAUGCGUUUAUUCAGGACAAAACCGCAGAGAAGGCAGGCUGGUGGCACCGACUUUGCCCUCUCAUAUGCAGACGGGUCAGAUGCGCCAUACCUCACCAUGCCACACGUCCCCUUCCCACUCGACUAUCAACAAACACUCCUCUCGCUCCUUGACGUUCUCUCCGAAGUGUACAACAAGAUAUCCAAGAUUCUCGGGCCGUCGCCAUUUCCUAGCUCAGGCCACCACAUGAUGGGCCCGCUCGGGCUUCUGUCACCACAUCCGGGCGUGUCAUACCUCUUCGCUGGCACGGAGACGGCACCGCAACACGAAGGGGAGAACAGUCUCUGGGGCAUCGCGCAUGCAUCAGGGCCCGGGACGCCUGCUGUGCUUGGCGGAGGCGGGGCAACAGCAAUGUAUGGUGGCGCGCUGGGUAGUCCGCCACCGAGCUGGAGCUCGGGCCUGGGCGAUGCGGUGAAGCAGAUAGACAACAAACUAAGGAAAUUGAUAGCGACCCUUCUGAAAGAGCUGGAUGACUUCGCGAGGGCGGGUAUCAAGGACGAGCUAGCUUCGCUAGACCCGUUGUUGCGUAAUGUUGCGGUGCCUGAAGAGCCGUACGAGGGGGAGUAGAUGGAAAGAUUGAAAGAUGCGGGGUCCGAUGGAUCGAUGGAUAAUCAUGAUACGUUCAGCGCCACUGACGAUCUUCACGACAUUACGACAGAUAUCUUUAUGUAUGUAUCUAAUGGUUACCGUCUGUACCAUAGUAAUUCUGACGCAUGUAGCUAGCGUGUUCGAUGCACAGGGAUGCCACCCGUUGUCGGAGGCACUCACGAGGGUCGGUCUGGUGAGGGAAUAUAGGAUUUAAAUCUCACACCGAUCGAUCUUGGAUGUCGAUGAAUCUUGAGAUACAGGCUCAAGUGAGGAAAAAACAGGACAAAUGAUGGUCAAGGAGGUCGGUGAGAUCAAUGCGGGGCUCCGAGCGUUCCAUCCAGUACGAGGUAGUCACAUCAGACGCCAUUGAGGAGGAGUUCGUCCUUGCAGCUCAGCUCACAAGCGCGCCAGAAGUUCGAGCAUGGGAAAUGAGCGACAUAGAUUGAUCACUGAUCAGUGCAUAAAA